Messenger RNA from Talaromyces rugulosus, 885 nucleotides. RefSeq lists its product as uncharacterized. Gene Ontology annotation, molecular function: peptidase activity. The coding region runs from base 1 to 885 and encodes 294 amino acids. The transcript is spliced from 3 exons. The record is from RefSeq and is a predicted model, not a curated record. Gene Ontology annotation, biological process: proteolysis. NCBI's taxonomy places the organism in Eukaryota, Fungi, Ascomycota, Eurotiomycetes, Eurotiales, Trichocomaceae.
AUGGCCGAAUUGACUACCACCGUGAAAAUGGACGAUGGAGUUAAUUUGCAUGUAAAACUACUCGGAGAUGAUUCUACAUCUACAAAAAAGCCCCUAUUGGUCUCCCUCCAUGGUGCCCCUGGCCUAUCAACUCACCUUGAACCACUGGCUUCCUUUGGUCAUUUAUCAAAUCUCUUCCGCGUGUUAGUUUAUGACGCUCGUGGAAGCGGGAAAUCUGAUCACAUUGGCCCUUUUACUCACGAUCGUUGGAUCCAAGAUAUCGAAAACCUAAGGCAAUGGGCUGGUGCUGACACUUUUGUUCUCGCUGGAGCUUCAUAUGGAGGCUUCGUUGCUUUGGAUUACGCCGUUCGACAUGGCGAUAAAUUACGUGGCUUAAUUUUGAGAGAUACAUGGGCUAAUGGAAAAGUAGGGGCAAUGGCGGCUCUUGCAAAUAUCGUGACAUCUAGCAGAAUCAAUCCCGACAUCCAUCGUCAAGUGCGCGUUUGGUCUGGGACAUUGUAUGAUGACAAAGACUUUGAAGAGGCCGUUGCCGAGAUUCUUCCAUUUUAUACACCCCCAGAGGAUGUUGUCUCGCCUGAAGACUUACCCGAGUCGACCGAAUUCCAAGAAACGAUCAAAUAUCAUUCGGCCACGCAGAAUUUUGCAUUCAGUGUGAACAUGCCGCAAUUUGAUGUUCGUGACCAGCUUAAGGAUAUUAAGGCCCCUACUCUUGUCGUCGUUGGGAGGCACGACUAUGUGACACCAGUCUCAUAUAGCGAGGACAUCGCAAAGUCUAUACCGAAUGCACGAUUGGAGAUUUUUGAGUACUCCGGUCACAGUCCUCCAUCGGAUGAGCCCGCAAAGUUCCAGGAAAUUCUGUUGGAUUAUUUGAAAACUAUUCUAUAG